This is a messenger RNA of Hordeum vulgare subsp. vulgare (domesticated barley), 1016 nucleotides long. RefSeq names its product tyrosine N-monooxygenase-like. Gene Ontology annotation, molecular function: heme binding; oxidoreductase activity, acting on paired donors, with incorporation or reduction of molecular oxygen; monooxygenase activity. Bases 1 to 936 code for a protein of 311 amino acids. The record is from RefSeq and is a predicted model, not a curated record. The transcript is spliced from 2 exons. NCBI's taxonomy places the organism in Eukaryota, Viridiplantae, Streptophyta, Magnoliopsida, Poales, Poaceae.
AUGGGCAUCCAGUACCUCAGCAGUUGCCAAGGCACUCGUGCUAGCAUUCAUCUCCCUCGUGAUCCACAGAAGCUGGUGCUGCUCAGGCGUCCCAAGAGCAAGAUCGCAUGUCCUCGUAGCAGAAUUGUUGGUGCGCUCCCGCCGGGGCCGGUGCCCUGGCCGGUUGUGGGGAACCUUCCGGAGAUGGUACUCAACAAGCCGGCAUUCCGGUGGAUCCAUCGAAUGAUGGAGGACAUGGGUACCGACAUCACCUGCGUCCGCCUCGGCAGCGUGCACGUCAUCGCCAUCACCUGCCCCAGCAUCGCCCGCGACGUACUCAGGAAGCAGGACGCCAACUUCGCCUCCCGCCCGCUCACCUUCGCCUCCGGCACCUUCAGCGGCGGGUACAAAGACGCCGUGCUCUCGCCCUUCGGCGACCAGUGGAAGAAGAUGCGCCUGGUGCUCACCUCGGAGAUCAUCUGCCCGUCCCGCCACCGGUGGCUCCACGACCACCGCGCCGACGAGGCCGACAACCUCAGCCGCUACGUCCACACCCUCGCCACCGGGUCUGCGUCGGGCGUGGACGUGAGGCACGUUGCGAGGCACUACUGCGGCAACGUCAUCCGCCGGCUAGUCUUCGGCCGGCGGUACUUCGGCGAACCUCGGCCGGACGGCGGGCCGGGCCUGAUGGAGGAGGAGCACAUGGACGCCGUGUUUACGGCCGUCGGGCUCCUCUUCGCGUUAUGCGUCUCAGACUACCUCCCGUGGCUGCGCGGUCUCGACCUGGAUGGCCACGAGAAGAUGGUCAAGGAGGCGAACUCGACGGUGAACCGGCUCCACGACACAGUCAUCGACGAGCGGUGGAGGCAGUGGAAGUCCGGCGAAAGGAGGGAGCUCGACGACUUCCUGGACGUGCUCAUCACACACAAAGACGGACAUAAUAUUUGCGGCGAUUGACAAUCCAUCAAACGCGGUGGAGUGGGUGCUGGCGGAGAUGGCGAAUGCACCGGAGGUGAUGGCCAAGGCGGUGGAGGAGA